Messenger RNA from Bolinopsis microptera, 1579 nucleotides. Its product is annotated as transcriptional adapter 3-like. Gene Ontology annotation, molecular function: transcription coactivator activity. Gene Ontology annotation, cellular component: SAGA complex. The record is from RefSeq and is a predicted model, not a curated record. The transcript is spliced from 9 exons. The coding region runs from base 89 to 1285 and encodes 398 amino acids. NCBI's taxonomy places the organism in Eukaryota, Metazoa, Ctenophora, Tentaculata, Lobata, Bolinopsidae. Gene Ontology annotation, biological process: regulation of transcription by RNA polymerase II.
AGUAGAUAAAGAUGUUGCUAUAACCAAAGAGGCGAAACCCGCAUGAUUUGGAACGUGACCUUCGACCCCUGACCCCAGAUCAAAAGUGAUGACAGAACACACUAUUCCAAAUCUACUGGACUAUAACAAGUCGUGUCAAGCUUUCUCCUCUGUAUUAUCCAGACACAGGGAGUCUUACGUCAAGACUGAGGAAAUCUCCAAACUUCAGAGUGACCUGGAACGGCUGUUGGCGGACGCCGAAAAGAGAUUAGCUUGGCUUCAAUCAGAAAACGAAGGCAUAGACUCUUCAGAUAAGGGUAUAAGUAGCGACAGCAGUGAUUCUCAGUGUACUUCUUCCAACUCACCUAAACACAAAGCGGGCUGCAAGAGGGGUCCGGGAAGGCCUCAAGUCAACGAUAGAAUUAAAAACAUGAAACUCUCGAGCAGACUCUUUAAGAACAAAGUCAAGAAACCCGAGCAGCCUCCAGUCGACAAAGCACCCCCUAUCAUAUCAGAUCGUCCCCACCAAUUCUGGCAGUCAUUAGACGCCUGGUGUUCUGACAUAACAUCAGACGACAUGGACAGCUUACAAGAGCUCCUCAAGUCUCAGGACUACGAUGACGAGUACUUUAAAGUUCCAGCGUUGGGUACCCAUUAUUCUCAACGCUGGGCUAUGGAGGACCUGUUAGCAGAGCAGAGAGAAGGUUCAGAGCCUCAUGGGAGAAAUAACGAGAUUUCUAAUAUUACACCAGCUACAAUAGCUCAGCUUGAUAACAAACCUGGCAAUGCAAACAAGACUCUAGGUCCGUUGACGGAAAAGCUUCUCUCAGCUCUUAUCGAAGAGGGAGUUUGCUCCAGGAGUGGCGAUGAUCUAGACGAAAUAGAAGAAAUCACCUCGCCUAAAAAUGAGCCAGGUACUAGCAGUUUAACCACGUCUCACGUCGAGAGUAGAGUCAGGGAGGAGCUGAUACAAUUAGGAAUAUUGGAUGACAGCGAGGGAGAAAGCGAGGACGAGGUUCUGUCGGAGUUGUUAUCAAAACAACAGGAACUGAGGGACCUGGUGGAUUAUAACCGGACACAGCUCGGUCUCCUCUAUGAUACUGCUCUAAUGCAUAUGAAGCAGCAAGACAUCCGGCACAAGAUAGACGAGAUUGAUGAGGAGGUGUGUGAUACGUAUCGUAACUUCAUGCUAAAAAAACACAAGAAAAUACCGUACAACAAGAAGGAAAAGGAGCAAGCUAACAAACUUUUGCAAAAUAGAGAAGAACUCAAUAAAAUGUUGAUGGAGAAUUCCUUUCUCACUUGAUGAUCGUAUAGGAAUUCAAUUCAUUGUGAAAUUCAAAAUGUUCGCCGAAAUAAAGGUGUAUGAGGUACAACAAUGAAGUAGAACGUAAUGGUGGUCAAAAUUGUGAAGAUGAUGUUGAGUUUACAGUAAUGCAGUACGAACUAUUGUAGAGCAUUUUUGGUUUUAUUUUAAACAAUUGUUCACCGUUUUAUUAUCCUUAAUUUUGAUUUGUUUUGGGAGUUUUUUUAUGAAUUAAUCAUAAUGUCUGUAACUGGAUUUCAAAAGCGCUUUAUGUUAAACUAGUUUACCCGUGUG